Molecule: messenger RNA, 1497 nt
Organism: Cornus florida
Lineage: Eukaryota; Viridiplantae; Streptophyta; Magnoliopsida; Cornales; Cornaceae
Product: ankyrin repeat-containing protein BDA1-like
Exons: 2
Coding region: 59-1159 (366 amino acids)
Cellular component (GO): plasma membrane
Molecular function (GO): protein phosphatase 1 binding; protein phosphatase regulator activity
Source: RefSeq, a predicted model, not a curated record
UACACCACGCGGAAUCGAUUUUGUGUUUGGUGUUGGGAGUGUUUAAGCUAGGGGAGAUAUGUCUUACAGUUGGCUUUACAAAAUAAUAUACCUCCGGUUGUUCCACCCGGAGAUAGUGAAAGUGAAAGAUCCAGUCAUACAUCAUAAUUAUGAAAUCACGUCGUAUAGUUAUGCAAAGAGUUGUUUCAGGGACAAAUAUGGAGGAACACCUCUUCACAUCGCGGCAAGGGAAGGCAGAGUAGACACGCUGAAGGAAUUGCUGAGGGGUUGCCCUGAAUCUGUGAAAGAGGUGAAUGCAACAGGGAAGACGUGUCUUCAUACGGCCGUCAUCUAUAACAAGGGGAAGGUGGUUCAUUACCUGGUGAAAUGGCUAGGGAAAAGAAGUAUUGACUAUGUCAAACUAGUUAAUGUCCGAGAUCAAGCUGGAAAUACGGUUUUGCACUUAGCUACAUCAAGAAAACAACUACAGACUUUAAAAGUAUUGCUCACUUCUGAUCCAAACAUUAGCAAUUUAGUGGAGGUGAACGCAUUGAACUCUCGCGGUUUCACCGCUCUGGACAUCCUAGACGUUCUUCCAUAUGGAGGGAAGAUAGAUAUGGAAAUUGAUAAGAUCCUUCGUCGAGCUGGAGCUUUGAAUGCCAGAGAUCUUCUAGUUUGUGGCCGGAAGCAUGAUGAUGUCUAUGAUUGUAGAAUGGGGACUCACCAGCCAUGGCCUAAAACAGUGAUGACCGUCUCCAAAUCAAGAAAAGAUUAUGCGCGUAUUGUGUUGUUAAUGACGGCCACACUGGUGGCAACAAUAACCUUCCAAGCAGUCCUUAGUCACCCUGUUGGCACUCUCAAACAGGGAUACACAUAUAAUUAUGACCCAAAUGGCACCCUCCAAAUGAAAAAACAAGAUUCAAUACUAGCAGGCUCAUUCAUAUUGUUCAACACCAUUGGUUUUGUUGCGUCGCUCUCCAUUAUCAUAUUCCUCCUGUACGAAUUUCCACUGAAACCGUGGCCACAAAUCUCAGUUUCUACUCUCUUUGGAUCAUACGCGUGCGUGAUAACGGAAAUAUCAGCAGCUGAAGCGUUACCUCUGCUCGCCCUAUCAAUUCCGGUUUUAUUAUUCGCUGCUAGAGGGAAAUUACAUGUCUUCGCGCGGCAGGCCUCUUAUUGAAGAAAAAUUAUGGAAUACCGGUAUGGUACCCAGGGCAUUCCAACCCUUGAACAAGGUGGGACACAUCCAUAUUCCAAUGGCCCUCACUAUCCCGAGUACCAUACCCCGGCGUGUUCAAUAAUUUCCUUAUUGAACUUCUUUCUUAUGCUUGAUGUUUAAUCAAGUUCCCCUAAGUUUAUUGCUGCAUAUUAUUGUUUGUUGUCUUGUCUGUCCAAAAAUUUAUAAGUGAAAACUACUGCAAAAUAAUAGUGGUAAACUUUUGUAAUAAAAGGAUUGUGCUUCUGUGGUGUAAAUUUUUAUUUAUUUAUUUAUUACCUUAUGUGGUGUGCUUGGUUUAA